AUGGCACCACGGAAUCGUGGCCUCGGCAGCAGUUUAGCCACCAAUUUAGAAACCCUACACAUUCUCGAAAGUAACCAAAACGGAGUCCCCUUCCGCCCGCCCUCUGGAUUCCGACCGACCCUAAACGUCCCGCGGUACCUCUUCCGCGUCUGCUCCUCCGGCUCCGCCGGCCUCACCACGCCCGACCUUGCGCAGAGCGCCAGCGCCGCAUCCAACUACGCCCUGUCGCGGACAUGCCUCUUCCGUCUCGACGACGCCUCGCUCGCCGCCGACAUGGUCUUCAAGCACCUCACGUGGGCUUCCCCGCGCGCCGCCGACAACCUCGUCUCCUGGACGAGCUCGCUGCUCACGGCGCUCGUCUACGUCUUUUACCGGCACGCGCGCUUCCGCGAGAGUUUCGACGACAUCUCCCUCUACGUCGUCGACACCACCCGCUUUCCCGACUUGACCUUUAUCUGCGACCUGGAUCUCAUCCGCGCCUUCCGGCAGCACAGUGGCGCCCUGGCCAACCUGGAGGCGCUGCGCCACCGCAAGCACAGUGUCUGGGCGGGCUCCUACCACUUUGGCGAGUAUCUCAGCCAGGGCUCGCUCGGGCUCACGGGCCGCUGCUGCUCGGGUGUCAGCGCGCGGCGCAUGAUGGACGGCGGCCUGCUGGAUCUGCACCCGCGCUUCGCCGAGUUUGCGCAGUGGGCCAGAGGCGAGGAGGACUGGGCGAGCCUCGUCGUUCAGCUGCGCGAGCCGUUUUACGCGCGGUCCGGCAGCGCGCGGCGCCAGGUGUAUCCCAACGACGCGCAGAUCAUGAGCCGCAUCGGAAACUUGUUUGGGGUCGGCUGGCGGGCGCCUGUUGCAGUUGCGCUGCUGGCCUUGGCGCCGAACCGGAUGGGCGCGACGGACUUGCUUCUCAACUUUCGGUUGCUUGGCCCGAUGUGGAAUCCCGUUCUCGAAGAGUGCUUUGAUGCGGCAGCAGCCGUCAAUCCCAGCAACAUGCUGCCCGAGGUGACCGAGUUCCAGUAUAACCUCAACGACGCUUACUUGGAGUUUUGCGAGCUCAAAGUCGGGACAUGCAUCGACAGUGUGAUCGACACACUUCAGGUAGCUCAGCAGCUCAUCACAACUAUAGAGAGCACACGGCAUUCUCCAAGCGGUAUUGGUAGAGCUGAAAAACGAAAGCGCCUAUUCGAUCUCGUGCGCACCCUCGGGGGCAUGAUUGAGCACGUGUUCCCGGACAAAAGCGCCAGCGGCGAAGGGGGCGGUGAAGAUAUCGAGGAAGACACUUGA
Akanthomyces muscarius is the source of this 1278-nucleotide messenger RNA. RefSeq lists its product as uncharacterized. Bases 1 to 1278 code for a protein of 425 amino acids. The record is from RefSeq and is a predicted model, not a curated record. The transcript has 3 exons. NCBI's taxonomy places the organism in Eukaryota, Fungi, Ascomycota, Sordariomycetes, Hypocreales, Cordycipitaceae.